Syzygium oleosum is the source of this 3559-nucleotide messenger RNA. Its product is annotated as disease resistance protein RPV1-like. NCBI's taxonomy places the organism in Eukaryota, Viridiplantae, Streptophyta, Magnoliopsida, Myrtales, Myrtaceae. Gene Ontology annotation, biological process: signal transduction; defense response. Gene Ontology annotation, molecular function: ADP binding. The coding region runs from base 1 to 3345 and encodes 1114 amino acids. The record is from RefSeq and is a predicted model, not a curated record. The transcript is spliced from 5 exons.
AUGGCGACGAUUUCUGCGCACGUUGCGUCUACGUCGGGCUACAAGUACGACGUGUUCUUGAGCUUCCGAGGGCCCGACACUCGUCGCACGGUUGCGGAUGUCAUCUACGAAAGCUUAGUCGACGCCGGAAUUAGCGUCUUCAGAGACAAUGAAGAGCUUCGCAAAGGCGGGAAUAUCGGGCCGGAGCUCGAGCGCGCGAUCGACGACUCGAGGAUCCACGUGCCCAUCUUCUCGGAAGGCUACGCAUCCAGCGCGUGGUGCCUACAGGAGUUCGCACGCAUGGUGAGGCGCCAGAGGGAAUCCGCGGGGCACGAAAUCGUGCCUGUAUUCUACGGCGUGAGUCCUUCGAACGUCAGGCUCAAGAGGGGUUCGUACGGCGAGGACCUGCUUUGGCACGAGGGGCGUUACGGCGAGGAGACGGUGCGAGAGCUUGGUAAACUUAUUAAAGAUUUUGUUCGAGACGUUUUUAUUAAACUGAAGAAGAGACAAAAGGUUCUACCUGAUCAUUUAGUUGGAAUUGAUGAUCGAGUCAAAGACGUGAUGCAGUUGUUGGACUGCGGCUCCCUGGGCGUACGAUUUCUUCUUGUGCACGGGAUGGGAGGAAUCGGCAAGACAACUCUUGCCAAGGUGGUUUUCAACGAGAUCGCUCCUCUGUUUGAUGGUUGUAGCUUCCUUUCAGACAUCGCAGGAACUUCACAAAUAGGUGGCAUCGUAAAGUUGCAGAACCAGCUGUUAUCCGAUAUCCUGAAGAGGUCCAUAGAUGUCCAUGACGUCGACGAUGGUGUCCACAUGAUACGAGAGAGAUUUCGCAACAAGAGGGUCCUCAUUAUUCUUGACGAUGUGGAUAAUAGAGAGCAGCUCACGGAAUUGACGGGGAUCAGUGACUGGCUUGGCCCUGGAAGUAGGAUUAUUGUCACAACUAGGAAUCAUGCCUUCGGAGAAACCCUACCUCCAGAUGAUCUCGAAACUCUUUCCAGUGAUAUUGUGGCCACUACCGGAGGAAUUCCUUUGGCUCUUGAAGCUUCAGGGUCAUUCCUCCGCAGCAAAAGCCUCAAGAUAUGGACAGAAACAUUGGAGCGUUUGAGGAAAGUACCUGAUAGGAGAGUCCAAGAUACGUUAAGGAUAAGUUAUGAGGCAUUAAGCAUUGAGGAGAAGCAAAUUUUCUUAGACAUUGCAUGCUUUUUCAACGGGUUAGAGAGCACAUCCGCAAUAUAUGUGUGGAAAGAUUUUGGUUAUUUCCCUGAAAGCGGACUUGCCACUCUCGCUGAUAUGUCUCUGUUGAAGAUAGACCAUCACAAUAUUUUCAGGAUGCAUGAUGUGAUCAGAGAUUUUGGAAUGGAAAUUGUUCGAGAGGAAAAUCAUCUGAAUCCAGGAAGUCAAAGCAGGUGGUGGGAACCUGAGGAAUGCCUUCGCAUACUUCGUGAACCGAUUGAUUACCAGAGAAAGAGAAAUGUGACAUCACUUUGGCUACAAUUCCCUGAGGUACAGAAGAUCACAAGUCAAGAACUUGCUUCUCUGCCAAACCUAAGGUUUCUUCGUCUUAAGCGGGUGACCAUCAUUGGAGAUUGUGGUAAUCUUCUCCCAGAAUUGAGAUGGCUAUCUUUGCAUGAUUGUCCUGCAGACUUUAGUGCGACCAAUUUCUCUCCAAGAAAUCUAGCCGUUCUCAAGCUUUCUGGUAGUGAACUUGGAGAUGAUUGGCCUGGAUGGCACCAAUUCACGAAAUCAUGUGAGUUGAAAUUUCUGGAACUUGGAGAAUGCAGCCGCUUAACUAGAUUGCCCGAUCUCUCUGCCAUCAGGACAUUGGAAAGAUUGACUCUUCGAGAUUGCCCAAGCUUGGAUCAAACUGACGAAUCAAUUGGUAAGCUGACACGCCUGAGUUGCUUGAAAGUAUAUAAUUGCAAAGCUCUGAGAGAGUUGCCCAAAGAAGUAGGUUGUCUAAAUUCUUUGAAAGAGCUAAUUGUGAGAGGGACAAUACAUGGUCCUGUUGGUUCGUAUCGUCCCCACUCGAUUGGUAAUCUACAGUCUUUGACAAGGCUAGAGAUGGAAAGUGUCGGAAUUAGCGAACUUCCUCACUCAAUUGGAGAGCUAAAGGAUCUUCAAAGCUUGUGCUUGUCCCGAUGUUAUGUGCUACGAAAGCUUCCAGACUCAAUUGGGGGAUUGGAAUCGCUAUUUGAGUUGGAUUUGUCAUAUACGAAAGUAACAGAAUUACCCGAUUCAAUUGGAAACCUAAGGAAGUUGAAAGUGAUAAGGAUAGAUCAUAGUGAGAUAAGCAAGAUUCCAUCAACUAUAGGCAUGGCGGAGAAGCUUGAAGAAUUUCAUGCUGAAAAAUGUGUGAAUUUGGAGGGAGAUAUUCCUAGUGAAAUUGGAAGUCUGUCCUCACUAAAAAUCCUGAAUUUGUCUCACACUUGCAUUCGAUCUGUGCCAACAACAAUCAACCGGCUUUCUCCUCUCCAAGAACUUCAUUUGGAAGGUUGCCAUGAGCUUAAACGAGUCCCAGAGCUUCCCCCCAGUUUGAUUAACCUUUAUAUCGAGUCUCGCUCACUAACGACAGUCCCAAACCUCUCAAACCUGAUCAAUUUAGUCAAUCUAUUAGUAUCCGACUACAUUGAGGAAUCUCUUUCUAACCCAUGGGAUGCCAAAUCUAUCCAAACUCCAAACCUUAAGUGGGUUGGGAGGUUGUCUAGACUGGAGACGCUGAAACUGGUUCAUAAGAGCAUCAUUGCACCACCGACCGAGCUUGCUUCCCUUCCUGGCCUGAAGCAACUAGUUCUGUCUUGUUUUGACCUGCAAUCCCUCACUCCGCCGCUUCCUUCCACGCUGUCCAUGUUGAAGCUUAUAAACUUCAACUCAUUGGCUGAAUUCUCGUGCAGUUCGUACUUGAAAAAUUUGUCAAGUUUAGAGCUAUGUAAAUCAUGGCUGAUGGAAAUUCCACUCAAUAGUUUUGGACAAUUGGAGAAUCUGAGGGAACUCAUUCUGUCGAACUGCGUAUUUCUUGUGCGGUUGUCCUCUUUGUGGGGCUUGAAGAAGCUCAGAGUGUUGCGCUUGUUGAACUGCCCGAAGCUAGUUGAGAUCCAAGGUCUCGUCAAACUUGAAUCGUUGGAAAGUAUAAGGAUUGGCCAGUGCAAUUCCCUAGUAAGGUUGCCUAAUCUCUUGAAGUUGAAGAAGUUGAGGACCAUGGAAUUUUUAUUCUGCAGAUCAUUAGUGAGUUUGCCUUCUCUAUCUCAAUUAGCUUUGGAAGAUUGUCAUCUAGUAGUCGACAGAUGCGAUAAGCUAUCCAACUACAAUGGCCCUUGCUGGCUUUACAAAGACAAAAGGAAAUGUCCAAACCCCCAUUCUCGCCUAUGAGCAGGACAUAGGGAACACUCGCAUUGUCCUGUUUUCAUGUAGUUUCCCCGAGAAUGAGACUGCUUUGUCAGAGAGGAUUUGCUUGUACUUUCUGUUUCCUUUUUUUCCCAGGUCGUGUUAUUCUUUCUUCUCAACUUUCCAGUUAGCAUACUCUGGAUUUGUAAAGACAAGACAUAUGCAUAAGCAGUCUAGUAGUCUCUCUCUUUGGUCUCCA